UUUCGUCUCUGCAGCUACGAGGAAAUUGCAACAUUACGAAUUUUGUUUGAUACAGCAUAGCUUGGCUCAAAGCGGUGAAGAGUUUUCACCAUGGAGACCAGCAGAAUUGGAUUACCUCAUGGCGAAAUGAGCAAAGAUGAACAGACUGCAAUGUGGCAUCAACAGUAUCACGAUUCUGGCAUCAUGUCAGGUGCUACAACUACGGCGCAUUCAAUCAAGGGUGAUGAUGAUGACGACUACAUGAAAACACACAUGGCAUUUGAGUGGGAGCAGCCUGGAUUUUCAGAGCAGGAGAUGCAUGCCAUGAAUCAACAAUUUGUCUCAACCAGGAGUCAACGCAUCCGUCAAGCCAUGUUCCCCGAGACACUGGAGGAAGGAACUCAUAUCCCUUCUACACAGUUUGAUUCAGCAGCUCACACUGCCGUCCAGCGCUUGGCUGAACCAUCACUCAUGCUGAAGCAAGCUGUUGUCAAUCUAAUUAACUACCAGGAUGAUGCUGAUCUGGCCACACGUGCUAUCCCUGAGCUCAACAAGCUGUUAAAUGAUGAAGAUCAGGUGGUGAUCCGACAAGCAUCAAUGAUGGUGCAUCAACUGUCAAAGAAGGAUGCAAGUCGCCAUGCCAUUAUGAACUCACCGCAAAUGGUGGCAUCUCUUGUGAAGGCGCUGAACAACUCUAAUGAUCCUGAAACCAUCCGAUGUGCUGCAGGAACUUUGCACAAUUUGUCUCAUCACAGACAAGGCUUGCUCUCCAUCUUUAAAUCUGGUGGCAUCCCAGCUCUGGUAAGGUUGCUUGGGUCCCCCGUGGAAGCAGUAGUUUUCUAUGCUAUCACCACCCUGCACAAUCUUCUGCUCCACCAAGAAGGUGCAAAGAUGGCUGUCAGACUGGCAGGAGGUCUGCAGAAGAUGGUGGCCCUCCUUGGACGUUCUAAUGUCAAGUUCUUGGCAAUUGUUACAGAUUGCCUUCAUGUGCUGGCAUAUGGUAACAAAGAGAGCAAGUUGAUCAUCCUAGCAUCAGGAGGCCCUGCUGAACUGGUGCGCAUCAUGAGAAGUUAUACGUAUGAGAAGCUGCUCUUUACCACCAGCCGUGUGCUGAAGGUUCUCUCUGUGGACACCGACAACAAACAAGCUAUUGUAGAGGCUGGAGGUAUGCAGGCACUCGCUAUGCAUCUUGGUCACCAGAGCAACAGACUUGUUCAGAACUGCCUCUGGACUCUGCGCAAUCUGUCAGAUGCGGCAACCAAGGAGGAUGGUCUUGAUAACUUGCUGCAGAUGUUGGUACAGCUGCUGUCAUCCAACGAUAUUCAAGUCGUGACAUGUGCAGCAGGUGUCUUGUCAAACUUGACAUGCAACAAUCCCAACAACAAACAACUUGUUUACAGGUUUGGUGGCAUUGAGGCAUUGGUGAGGACAUGCAUGCAGGCGGGAGACAGGGAGGAAAUCACUGAGCCAGCGUGCUGUGCAUUACGCCACCUGACAAGUCGACAUGAAGAUGCCGAGAAAGCCCAGAAUGCAGUGCGUGUUCACUUUGGCCUGCCAGUCUUGGUAAAACUUCUUUAUCCACCCUCUCGCUGGCCACUCAUUAAGGCAAUUGUAGGUCUCAUGCGUAAUCUGGCAUUAUGCCCCCUUAAUCACACGCCAAUCCGUGAGCAUGGAGGUCUGCCUCAGCUUGUUCAACUGAUGAUGAGAGCCCACCAGGAUAUGCAGAGGAGACCUGGACAGAGUGUGGUAAUUGAUGGUGUAAGAAUGGAAGACAUAGUUGAUGGCUGUGUCGGUGCACUGCAUAUUUUGGCCAGGGAGGCGCACAACAGGGCUGGUAUAAGAAGUCUCAACUGCAUUCCUCUCUUUGUACAGCUCCUCUAUUGCCCAAUUGAAAACAUUCAGCGCGUUGCAGCAGGAGUACUCUGUGAACUUGCACAAGACAAGGAAGGUGCAGAAGCUAUCGAAGCUGAAAAUGCAACAGCACCCUUAACAGACCUGUUGCACUCAAGAAAUGAGGGCAUUGCUGCUUAUGCUGCUGCUGUACUCUUCCGAAUGUCUGAAGAUAAGUCACAAGAUUACAAGAAGAGAUUAUCUGUUGAGUUGACAAGUUCUCUUUUCCGGGACGAUGCACCCUGGCCUGAGCCAAUGGAUGGAGACUUCCCAGACCCAAGUCACUACAUGCCACCCGGAGGGUAUGGUUACCCCCACGAUGGGUUUGAUUACAACCAGCCUAUGGACUAUUCUCAUGAUCCUGGGUAUGAUUUCCACCAUGCUGAUCCAUCCAUGCAACCUCUUGCUCACCCCGGAGGGCCACCCCCUCGCGGUGGUACAUGGUAUGACACAGACUUGUAAGAAUACAGGUUGCUGACUUGUAUUACGACCUUGCACAAUAGGUUGUGAACUUUUUAUUUUAGACAGCUGUGGUUCCCUUGGUUUGUCUGUGGACUUCAUCGCACUGUUUACCUGUAAUACAGUUCUCGAUAUAGGUUGGGGUAUGAAUAAGUCCAGAGAAACUGUUGUCCAAAGGCAAAAAUCAGCUGCCACCUAGAGUGUCACAUGUUGUGGUAGUUAAUAGUCACAUAAGCUUUCCAUUUGCUUUAGAGCCAUUUCAGUUGUUCUUUUUGUUUUUCCUGAAAUCUAACAUAAGGGUUGGUAGAUGUCUGAGUGAUGCUUUGUAAAAGAAAACAGCAACAGCAACAUUGAUACCUUGGUUUUAAGUCCUUGGUGUAUCUUUUUGUCAUUUGAAUUUCCAGUCUAAACUGGAAUAUUUAGAAAGUUGGGGCUGACAAAUGUUUUGUGUAGUUUUCUUUCCUUUGCUAACUAAAGACAUAUUCAAGAUGUAUUAUUUUAUAUGCACAGUUUGUAAUGUAAGGCAUAUUUGCAAAAUAUGAUAAUUUUUUUCAAUGCUUUUUUUUUUUUAAUACACUUCAUUUGAACCAACAAAGUACAAAGGAUUUUGCAAACAUCACUUUUUCUGGCUUCAGAUAAAGAAAUGUCGUUGUUGCUCUUCUAAGAACUGGAAAUUCAGUUCGCACAGAUUUCUUAAAAGGGCACCUUUCCUUUUAUUUCUUACAGCUAUUAGAUGUGAAUGGCAGUUUUUUUUUUCUUUUUCAUCAUAAACUGUUUCUUAUUUGCAACCUGAUUCUUUUUGUGAUAAACCCCUUGUGUAUACUGAAUAUCCAGUAGAGCACUUUAACUCUAGGGAUCUGUCUGUCGAUUCUCCCCUCUAGCUGCUACACAUUUCCUUGUAGAUUAGUUAUGAGAAUUUGGUGUAAGAUCAAGAUAACAACUUCUACCUGAUGAGUUUGAGUAUUCUCAAUAUCUUUUUGCUGGAUAAUGUAUGGAUUCGUUAUAGAGAAGUUACCUGUUGAUCAGUUGUGGAAGUUAAAGGGUUAAGUAAAUAAUUCCUGAUGAACUAGUACUCUGAUAAACCAGUGAUUGUGUUGAUAAACAAAACAUGUUUAAGCUGGUUUCCAUAUCGUAUCAUUGUCAGUCUAUUCCAUUACUAUUUCAAUUCAUGAAUUUAUUUAUAUUUUGAUCACAGAAGCUGACUUUCACAUUACUUUCAUUAUUUUCCAUUUUUCUCUACUUUCCUCACACACAAAUGUAUAAUAAUAACUAGGUUUUUUUUUCCCUUGCGCUUUGAAUUAUUGUAUUUGUAUAGAUUGCUAUGUCACUGAGGGCUGUUGCAGUGAAUUCAUUUUAGCUUUUUUUUAGUCUCACAAGGUAGUAUAGAGGUUUUGCACAGCAGCCAUGUUGGAGGGCAGGAACAAUGAA
Molecule: messenger RNA, 3756 nt
Organism: Stylophora pistillata
Lineage: Eukaryota; Metazoa; Cnidaria; Anthozoa; Scleractinia; Pocilloporidae
Product: catenin beta-1
Biological process (GO): cell adhesion
Molecular function (GO): cadherin binding
Source: RefSeq, a predicted model, not a curated record